CGGCGGGGGAGCACAGCAAAAAAAAAAAAAAAAAGUCGGAGGGUGAGAAGGGGAGAAAAUCAGCAUGUCUGGCCUGUGAAAGCUGCACCAGCUGCGGGUCCGGGUCGUGCAUCGUUCCGCUGGCGGCGCGGAGGCCAACCGGGGGUGAUUCCUCAUUGGCUGCUGUGCCCAUCGCCACCGCCCAAGGCGGGCCGUGAUUGGCUGGAGCUCCUUCCUGGGAGAAAAUGGAGUCGGGUCUUGGCUGAAGAGCAAAGGAGGAUUGUCUCCCCCCCUCCCCCCUCACCCCCCCACCCCUUCACUGUUCAUUACUAUGUUGUGAACCGUGAUUCCUUCCAACUGUGCCGGUGCAGAGUACUAUGGCAAUGCAUGAUAUGAGUCGUGCCAAGGGAUUCCCCUGUAAAGAAUGUGAUAUGGUCUGUCCGAGUACUCCAAGUCUUCUAGAGCAUAUGAAAGCACAUUAUCAGCAAGAAGAGAACGGUCGUUUUGAGUGUGAACAGUGUGGAAGGAUCUACAAGCACGCCGCCAGCCUCGCUAAUCACAAGAAAUCUCAUGAAGUAGGUUCUUUCCAGUGUCCAGUCUGUACUCGUACACUGCCCAACGCGGUAGCUCUGAAAAAUCACCUUCGAAUCCAUACUCUAUCCCCAAGCAGUGCGCACGCUGAGGAGGAGAACGAGGAGGCCCCUGAGGAGGGGGGCCACGACGAGAGGAACUUCGGCCUCACCCAGGACCUCGCGGAUGGAUUUGGCCGUUCCCAUUUAAACAACAGUGGUAUGGGACAUAGCAUCCUGCCUGGCCAGGACACAGACGACCACGGGAAAAAAGGCUCCCCUGAAUCCGACGACGCCUGGGACAGACCGUUCAAGUGUGACCAGUGCGACCGAACCUAUCGGCAUCACGGUAGUUUGGUGAAUCACAAGAAGUGUCACCAACAAGGAACUUUUAAGUGUUCUGUGUGUUUUAAACAGUUCAGCAACCUGGCUGCGCUAAACGGCCACGAGAGAACUCACUCAAAGUUCAAGACGCCGGGUGCCACCAUGGUAAGCGGCGGGACCGGCAGCAGCCUCCAUGAUUCGGAGCGCAGCGCCGGUUCGCAGUCAUCUCAGAACGACGAAUCCGCCUCCUGUUUCUGCCACCUGUGUCAGAUAGCGCUUCCGAACAAGAGCGAUUUCCAGGAGCACAUUCUGCUGCACAACACGGCCUCGCCUUCGCUGGGACUGACGCGCAGCUUCCCUGGCAUCAUGCCGCACAACCUGAGCGCCGUUCGGUCCCCUGCAUACACCCCGGCCCUCGGGGACCCAUUGCCCUUGCCCCCUCUUCCCGCAGAUAAAAGGGGCCCGUACGAUCCAAUCAUGGGCCCUCCAGUCAACAAUCCCAUUUACACAUGUGCAUACUGUGGGGCGGGGCACCCUGACCUUGAGACUUUAAAAGUUCAUUAUCUGACUCAUGAUCCUCACCCGCCCUCCCACAGUCAGGACAGCUCCAUACUAAACUCAGACACUCUCAGCUCUGGUUCUCAGGGCUCGGUGGCCUCCCCCUCUGGCGGCCGCGUGCCUCAGGCCAGUUCUCCAGAUGAUGAAGAGCGCCGCUUUAAGUGUGGAGAAUGUGGCAAAAGUUAUCGACAUGCAGGGAGCCUGGUGAACCACAAACGGUGCCACCAGACUGGCCACUACCAGUGCACCAUCUGCUGUAAGCAGUACCCCCACCUGGCAGCACUACACAGCCACCUGCGAAGCCACAAGGCCCGCCCCUCCAACCCACCAAUCAACAACGACAGCAGCGAUUGGCUUUCUCCUGAGCCGCUCACUUUGGACUCCCAGCAGAGCUAUGUCCAGGAGGGUAACACCACAAACACGCCCAUCUCACUUCCUGGAAACCUUGCGGACUCCGCCCACUUUGUGCCAGACGGCGGCCACAGCAGUGGGUUGGACUCCCUAGAUUUCCACGAUCGCUUUGAUGGCAGCUCGCUUUCCCAGAGCAGCUCUACUCACCGCCAGGCAGACAGACACGUUUGUGCCGACUGCGGUGAGAUGUACGGGGAUGUUUCGGGCAUCAAGUCGCACAUGUGUCCUCGCCGCGGGCAGCAGCAGCAGCCACCGCCACAGCAGCAAAGCAACAUGGCAAACGGCUUCAUGGGGACCAUGAACUACCACAGCUCCACCGGGACGUCGAUGCCCUCGGGGAGCUCCAGCAGCAUUAAAGAAGGCAGCCAGAGACCCUACUCCCAGAGCGGAGGGAAGAGGAUGGGCAGCAACGAUAAAGAAGAUGACGAUGAUGGAGAGGUGUAUCAAUGCUCUGUUUGCGGCAAUCACUAUGCCAGCCUCAGAGCUCUCAGAAGCCACCUACGCAGCCACGCCAAUAACCCCGUUGGGGCAGUACCAUCAAAUCUAGAUCAGGACUGGAGGAUGAUCUGCUCAACCUGUGGCCAGAGCUUCUCCAGGAAGCAGGACCUUCUGAAUCAUCAGCUGAUCCACGGCCCCCAGAGGCCAGACAACCAGCAGCAGGGUAUCACCAGCAGCUCAGCCAAUGGCGGCGAUAAGAUGGAUGGACGCAACCACAUUUGUGUGGACUGUGGCAUGUUUUUUGCCGACCAGCACCAUCUGGUCACUCACUUAUGUCCCGGUAAGAACCGAGCAAUGAACAAGCCUGGCCUUAAUGGUGGCAAAGGGAUGUCUGGAGGUGACGGCGUGGCUGGAAGCAGCGGUGAUGGCCGCAGGCCGAUGGUCGAUCAAAGCGACAAGCCCCACAAAUGUGACCAGUGUGGGCGAGGAUACAGACACCCCUGCUCGCUCCUCAACCACAAAAAGUCCCAUAAGACUGGAGUUUUUCGCUGCUUGGUUUGCCAAAAGCGCUACUACAACCUGCUGGCUCUAAAGAAUCACCAAAGGACCCACUUUGACCUGAAGAGGCACAAGUGUGAGGAAUGUGGCAAAGCCUUCAAGAUUCAAAAGCAGCUCAUCAACCACCUCCGUCUCCAUGAGGAGCACCGGGCUAAAGGUCUUGUCCGGACCGGACCCAACGGCUCCCGCUUCCAGCAGCCUGGCCCAUCUCAAAUGCAGGCGAUGAGAGCCGAGUCCUCAAAGGGCCCUGCCAUGGGGGGGGUCAAGUACAGCCAUCAAGGCUUUAAGAAGCCCUACUCGUCAGCCGGCACCUCCAGGCCGCAGAAGUUUGACCCUGCUGAAAGCGGGCGAAGACCAUUCGCCUGUGAGGAAUGUGGAAAGACGUACCGCCAUGCUGGCAGCUUGGCCAAUCACAAGAACCUUCAUAAGAUUGGGGAGUACCACUGCAAUGUUUGCAACUCCACUUACCCCAACCGGCUGGCCAUGAAGAACCACCUGCGCCUCCACUUUGCCCAGAAGAAGCACAACUGCCAGGAGUGUGGCAAAGGGUUUCGCACGCAGCGGCAGCUCGCCACACACACUACAGCAGGCUUGUGCAAAGGACCACAGGGCCCCGGGGUCCAAAUGGACUUUGAGUGCGACGGCUGCUGCGAAGGCUUCGCCACGGCCGACGAGCUCUCGGCUCACGACUGUCCAGCCCAGCACCUUCCUUCGUCUUCCUCCACCAGCAGCUCGGCCAAUGUUAGCAUGGAAAGGAACUCGGUGGACAUGGACUCGGAUGAGCGGCCGUACGCCUGCGACCUGUGCAGCUGCACGUACAAACACGCCAGUUCGCUGCUCAACCACAAGCACACCCACAAGACGGGCAACUUUCGCUGCAACUUCUGUGACAAGCCCUACACGAACUACAUGGCCUUGCGCAAUCACAUGCGCAUCCACACGCAACGCAAGAAACACAUCUGCCACACGUGUGGGAAAGCUUUCCGACUGGCCAGGUUCCUUCGUAACCACCAGAAGGUGCACGAAGAGGGCGCCACCCCGUUUGGCUGCCCCAGCUGCGGGAAGAGUUUCCAGGGGAGGUCCGGUCUGGCCCGGCACCGCUGCGGGGACAACCAGGUAGGCAUGGAGGUCAGGAGGAAGGCCGCUGCAGCCCCAGGAGAAGGAGAAGAGUGUCGGUACACAUGUGAUCAGUGUGGCCGCUCCUACCGCCAUGCCAGCUCCCUUCUCAACCACAAGAACACCCAUACUGUUGGCAUCUACCACUGCGCCGUGUGCCUCAAGACCUACAACAACCUGCUCGCCCUCAAGAACCACCGCCGCAUCCACUCCGAGACCCGCCGCCACCGUUGCCACGACUGCGGGAAGGCGUUCCGCGUCUCCUCCCAGCUGUAUAACCACCGGCGCGUCCACCAGAAGCAGCGGGAGCUGACCUGCCGGUCCUGCCAGAGGGCCUUUCCUACGCAGGCCAGUUUCAGGCUCCACAUGGAGAUCACCCACGGAGAGGUGCCGCAGCCCCGCCAGCCCAGACCCCAGCAGCACCGGCCGGGGAGCUCCCAGGAGCUGGGCUGGGGGUCGGGCCUCGACCACACCCUCAUGCAGGAACAAGGACUGGAUCCCACCAGCCUGGCCAAACCCCGUGGCGGAGAGGGCAGCGAUGAGGUCACCAAGCCUCACGUCUGCAACCAGUGUGGACGCUCGUACCGCCACGCUAGCUCUUUGCUGAACCACAAGAACAGCCACAAGACCGGGACCUUCUUCUGCUCCUCCUGCCAGAAGGAGUUCCCCAACCUCAUGUCUCUGAAAAACCACCGGCGCAUUCACACCGAGCCCAAGCGCUACCAGUGCCCCGACUGCGGGAAGUCGUUCCGGGUUUCCACGCAGCUCAUCUGCCACCGCCGGAUCCACACCAAGGAGAAGCCCUUUUCCUGCCAGCAGUGCGACAAGCGCUUCUCCUCAAAGUCCAACCUGCGGCACCACAUGAAGGUGCACUGGAGCAGCAGCACGCCGCCCCCGCCGGCCGUGGCUUUGCCCAACUAUCUGGGCAUGCCCGGCGGACCUUUUGUUUAGGCUGAGGGGACCCGGCUGUGGGGUCUGGCGAUGCCAAAGCGUAGCCUACUUCCUCCUCCUGGUUGUGUGAGGACAGACGAACACACAGAUUGUUCACAGCCCCCCCCUCACCCCGCUGCAUGUUGCCCCCCCGCCUACAGCUACAGCAUCCGAACCGACCUGGACUCGGGGUCGUCGGGUCGCUGCUGGUUCCUCUGGUGGCCUUUUGUCAGAGUUUUAAAGCCGCCUCUUUCUGAGAUGUAGCACGAGUGGAGCUCAGCUGUUGGACCUUCGCCCACACCGCCGGGCAGCAAUGACUCAUGGGAAUUAUCAGACUUUAGACGCGUAUUUGCUGCAGCGGAAAAACCAGAUCCUGUUCUUUGAUUCACACACAUGGACCCAGAGCGUAACAGCUGUGUUUCCAUGGUAAUGCGCCUGUUCUAACACGGCUUUGAUCAAACCAUAGAUGUGUUUUUAUAUCCCGUACUGUGAAGCGAGUGUUCGGUUCAUCCUGCAGGACGCAAAGAGUAAAGCGCAGAAAAAUUUAAACUUUCCGAACCCUCAAAGUUAGUUAAAAGGUUCUGGAGGAAAAUCUUUAGGGAACGGUUUGGUGUUUAUGAAGGAGCUGGAAGUUCUGACCGGUUCUGGGUUCAGAAAGACGUCGAUGGACCAUCUGUGGAACCAAAUUAGGGCCAUAAAGUUUGCUUAAAC
Molecule: messenger RNA, 5594 nt
Organism: Cyprinodon tularosa
Lineage: Eukaryota; Metazoa; Chordata; Actinopteri; Cyprinodontiformes; Cyprinodontidae
Product: zinc finger protein 646
Exons: 4
Coding region: 357-4904 (1515 amino acids)
Biological process (GO): regulation of transcription by RNA polymerase II
Cellular component (GO): nucleus
Molecular function (GO): DNA-binding transcription factor activity, RNA polymerase II-specific; RNA polymerase II transcription regulatory region sequence-specific DNA binding
Source: RefSeq, a predicted model, not a curated record